Scatophagus argus is the source of this 4647-nucleotide messenger RNA. RefSeq names its product mucin-5AC-like. NCBI's taxonomy places the organism in Eukaryota, Metazoa, Chordata, Actinopteri, Scatophagidae. Gene Ontology annotation, cellular component: postsynaptic density. The coding region runs from base 576 to 4169 and encodes 1197 amino acids. Gene Ontology annotation, biological process: inhibitory postsynaptic potential. The transcript has 4 exons. The record is from RefSeq and is a predicted model, not a curated record.
UUCUCCACCCAGCUGUAGAUCAGGAUACAUGAAUGCUGGGAAGGAGGGUAGUGACAGAAAUAAGAGAGAGGGAGAGGGGGUGAGAGAGAAGGAGAGAGAGGAAAAGGCAAGACAUAGUAGGACAGAGUGUGUUGGAGGGCAGCAUACUGUAGCAUACUGCUGUGUUGUGAUUAUGAAGUGAGCAUGGAGCAGCAGAACCAAAACAACAGGAGAAGAGGACACAAUGAGAGCACAGCCUGGCUUUAUGCCUGAUCGAUAAAAGGUAGAUUAGUUCAGAAUCUGAGCAUUAGAAAAGAGGGCUCAUUAAGCAGCACUGCUUUGCAGAACUGACUGUCUGCAGGCUCCUUUGAGUUUGAAUUCUAACAAGGGAUUUAAGAUAAGAAGACAAAGUCACUCCAAGCGUUGAGGACCUCUGAGGACAUAAAGCAGAGAGCAGAAAACUAUCUCCUGACAUUUGGACUCAACAAAACAAGACAUCUUGCAGCAGGAUCAAACAAACACUCAGACGGAUGUAAUGGUGUGGAAACACUACAGCUCUCUCAAAUUAUCAGACUUUUGAGUCUCGCAGACAAGGGAUGGGGAGACGAGCGGCUGACCUGACAACUCCGGUUCCAGUUUUAGGUGUCCCUGCGCUGGUGGGAGUGCGUGGUUGGAGAACAACAGCAGGAGACAGAACUGGAGGAGCCCUUCUCCAGACAUGGGGAACUCAGUGCAGUGUCGCUGUUCAGACGUCCCCAGGGAUAAGCAGACCACCUACUGAACACAGUGUACAGCUAAAUGAUGCACUCUCUACACCAUCAGAUAACAUUACUCAAACACCCAACAGCUAUAUUAUCAAGGAAACUGAGUACAAAGAGAUAUUACUGCUAGCAAAGAGUGACAAGGAGAAAAGGGCUAUUUUAAAACAGAAAAGUGGGGAAUCCAAGACCAAAAAAGAAGUGACUUUCAAAGCACUUGGAGGUGAGGCCUCUAAGGAUGUGACCUGCAGUCAGAGGAACAGUACCGGGACUUAUUGCUAUGCCAGGGCAAUCAAGACCAAUCCACACUUUGCAGGGAAUGUGACCAGUGUCAAGCCUAAACUGAAAUCUGCUGUCCGAUAUAACAAUGGCAGCGUGGUUGAUUCAGAGGCGAUUGGUGGAAUUAGCAUUGAUAAUGAUGAAGCAGAGUCUGCAAAGAGUGAAACCUAUCACAGAAGAGACCAAACCAGACUGCAAGGUCAUUAUGCAGAGCAGUGUGGGAAGACGCCACUGUUAUCUGCCACCCGACCUUUUGGUAUGCCACAAAAAAUAUGCAGCCAUUGUGGUGGGAGACAGUCUGUAACUACAGGAGUUGUCACUUUGGGGGAAAAAAGCUCUGCUCCUGAUGCCUCCCUUGGAGAAAAGAGCUUCACCUCGCCGUCGACUACUACACAUUUCCAGAUGCCCCAUACUAGCCAUCGUGAAGUCUCAAAGAACAUCUUAAACAGAGACAAAAGGACCCUUACUACAGUCAAUCCACAACUGCUAAGUCUCAGUGAAGAACUAAGGUAUCGAAAAACACCACAUCCAGCAUGCCCAGUGCACUCUAAGAGCAAUUUGGUCACUUUAUUGCAGACACCUGCUGCCAGUGAUGCAACAUCCACCCAACCCACCACCAUCCUACAUGCCAAAACCAUCACUGUCACUAAAGCAACUAUUGAAACAAGACAAGAUAACUCCAGCACAGAAUCUUCCUUAAACCCAUCACAUAAUGGUGAGAUUCCGCAAUCAACAAGUCUGAUAUUGACUCCGCAGAUGGCCACGGCUACCAAGCCAAACAUCCCACAUUCACACACUUAUCCUAAGCACCUCAAAAUACCACAACACAUCUCGACACAACAUAAUGUGCCUCACAAUGUAUAUGUAUCUGUACAUGAUACACCAGAAAAAACUCUGUCGCCACCACCUUCUUAUUUGUACACUACAGCCAUAGGACAUGGAAACACAUCCAUUACCAACACACACAAAACAACCAUGACCUUUGAUACUGCACAGAUGACCACUGAAAGUAUACUCGCUAAAGCAACUGAUGCUGAAAAUGAAAACAUUCACUCAACACAUACGGUACGGAGCUUCGCAACAAAUACAACUAAUAGCCCACAAAUGACCCUUAAAUGUCCCACCACAUCUACGGCAGUCAGUGCAGCAGAUCCCACUUCUCAACAGAGAAACACUGCACAAUCUGCACCUGCAAGUUCUCUGUGUACUCCACCUGAUCAUAAACCACAAGAGAAGUCCUCCUUAAACACUGACAGCAGGCCACCAAAUCAUGAGUCUUUUAUUGACACUACAACAAACUCACCUGGAUUCCCCAAACUCUCCCCACAUAUAACAACACCACAUCCCCCUCUUGGCACUGUUGUCCCACAGAGCAUUUUGAUUCAUAACUCUAAUCCAGAGCAAGCCACACAUACCAGUACUAAACAUACAUCUGUGGAAAAACAGAUUCAUCCAAUUUCUAAAGCAUCUCUGAACAGAACUCCCAAUGCAACAAAACCCCUAGACUCAAGAGCCAGGUUGUUUUCAAGUGCAGCCACCAAUUCCACAUCUACAUGUAGCAGCACACUAUACAAAAAUAUAGCCCUCAGGAACUCCUCAACUAAUCUAAAAAAUCCACCACCCACAGCCACCGCCUCUUCAUCUACAUUGACGGAAAACCAAAGAAAUGUCUGUGUAUCGGGUACAACUUCACUUCAAUCAGACACAACACAACACAGCAGAGAUCUCAGUCGUAACGAAAAAGCCUGCACAAAUCAAGCUGGCCACAUACAAACAGCAGACAGCCAAAGUCAAACCAGCAAUGCAUCGGGUUUAUGUGGUGCUGUUUCCAGUCAGGAAAGCUCCGCACCAAAUCCAGCUGCAACAUCUGAGCUGCUAGAUGUGUCAAAACAUAAUUACAGAAGCAGUGAUGCAAGCAGUCCUGAAUCAACCAUUGUUCCCAAUACUGACUCAUACACUGAUAAAAACAAAUUCAGUGGUAAUCUAAUCAAUGAAUUAGUCGUGUAUGAGUCAAAACACCAUGACCAUCCAAAUCUGUCACAGGUCACUAGCCUUCAGAAUUACAUUUCCCUAAUUAAGUCAAGCAGCUCUUGUCUGCAGGGUUGUAUAAACACAGAACAACAAAGGCUUUCACAUUAUCAAGGAUACACAGAAACACAACAUGAGGGACACUGUGUUACAUGCCCACCAGUAAAAACAAGCCAGGAGACAGAUUCAAAUACAGAAAUGUUUGCCACAGGCAUAUCAGUCAGGCAUGCAAAUAUUAAGCUUAAAUCCAAUCCAGAUAAACUGACAUAUCCCAGUAACCCAACACCCUUUGUCAUAACACAAACAAACUCUGAGCCCAUUAUCUCAUCAAUGGAAAACACUGGUGCACAUGUCCUCCCCAUCACUGAAUCUGAAUCUUCAGUCCAUCAAAACUCCAAUUCAGGUACUCCAUCUCUACCACAAGCACACACAAUUCCAGAGCUUUCUUUCCCUGCAUCAGUCCCUUUUAACAGCAAGGUAGAGCUUUGUGCACACACAGGCCCUGAAUGUAACUCCAUAUUGCCGUCAUCAACAAUGCACUCGGCGUCCCUUCCACGCCUCCAGUCCUGCGAGGCGGAAGCAAUCGUCAGACUGGAUUCAAAGUUUAGCCGUGCUCGCCCUCAGUCGUGCCCAGAGGACACCAGCCUGGCUCACUCCCACCCAGCUGAUGCAGCCCUGUUGCUGCCUCCUUCCCCACAGUGCUGCAAAUCAGCAACCCUACAGCAGAGGCUCGAGACUGUGGAGGCCAGCCUGGCAGCCAACAAGGACAGGAUCACUACUCUGCUUAACAUUAUCCAUGACCUGGAGACGUGCCACACUCCAACCAGGAGUCGGCGAUGCUACAAAACUGGACAGGACCUCAAAAACUGCUCAACCUGCCAGAAGACUGCUUGCAUUGUCUACAGUGUGGAGUAUGACUUCAGGCAGCAGGAAAGACGCUUCUUGGAGGUUCUGAAUCAUUCAGCGAGAAGAAAUAAUGCUUUCUCCAUGCACCUGUCUCAGCCCCUGAACUUUAGCCUGCUCAGAAAUGUCAUCAUUAAGAACUUCACAAAGUCAAAGGUGAAAAGCAAAAAGUUGUGCAAGACCCUGUUCAAAUGGCUGCCCAGGAAAAUCCAGCAAGUGUAGACCUCUUUACAAUACCUGUGUGUGAUUUAAUAGCCAUAAGCCUGUGUUACAAUUGACCAGCAGACGCCUUUGCAGAGGACUCUUACUAUUCCCUUCCAUCCCAUGCAAUGAGAUUACUUUAAAUUAGAGUCUUACCCCAUAGAGUUCCACUCUCCUGCACAUUGUCAAAGCUGAUAAGCAGGAUUCUGUACUCAAAUCCGCCUCUUCAGCGAGUAUCAACUAUAAGGAAUUCUUUAUUUCACUUUUGAAACUUAAUGUUUUUCGUUGAUUAUGUUGCCUGCAUAAAAUGUAUGGUUAACCGCAGCCACAGAUUCUGUUCUCUUUGCACUAUUAAAAUGAAUGCACUGAGUUUCAGUUGAUGGUACAUUUCCCUUUGAGUUGUCCUCUUACUUGCUUCUCCUCAGACUAAAUGUUCAAUAUAAAACAAGUUUUUGAAUGGAAUCAUUUUGAAAUGCAAAAAUAAAAGAUUAUUUACUGA